Ruditapes philippinarum (Manila clam) is the source of this 1647-nucleotide messenger RNA. RefSeq lists its product as uncharacterized. Gene Ontology annotation, molecular function: protein binding. The record is from RefSeq and is a predicted model, not a curated record. NCBI's taxonomy places the organism in Eukaryota, Metazoa, Mollusca, Bivalvia, Venerida, Veneridae. Bases 689 to 1567 code for a protein of 292 amino acids. The transcript is spliced from 9 exons.
UUCAGGGGAACACUGUUUGAUGUUACAGAAAUCAUCUUUGGAUAACAUCCGAAUUUUUGUUGUAUUUUCUACGAGGAACGUCAAAAAAGUUCAUUAGUGUUUUUGUCCUUUAAAUAAAACAAUUUUAGAAUAUCAGCUUCGAAUAGAUGCAGCUGAAUAGUGUUAAAUAACUUAAAACGUAUAGCAAUACAUUACAGAAUGGAUUAUUCUCUGUGAAAACUGACAAUUGUGGAUUUUGUUUAUCCAGUGAGAAUUCUAUUGAUAAAACGUGUCCAUGUUUAUAUUAAUAGAAACAAUAUCCUGGGGCUACCGUCAGGAUAGUGAUGUAGUUAUAUAAACUGAAGCCAUAUUCAAGCCAUAUUCAAUACAGUUCAGUUAAGGGCUUGGGAUGUAUUUCUGUUUAUAUUGUUUCCAGUGUGGUAACUUAGACGAGACGACAUCUACACAAAUUUUUCCAGUGAAUAAAACAAUUUAUUGGAUUUAGAACCGUCGGAUAUUUAUGAUUGACUCUCAGAGGAACAACGUGAAAAAAAUAGUUAUAUUCGAUGGCGGAUGUUUGAACUGUGACGUGUUUUCAUUUAAUGGUUCAAAUAUGAAGAUUUACGGACAGAUAUAUAUGUAAGGGGUAAAAUCUGUGCUUGUGAUAUGUAGUGGAUAAACCUAUAUUAAUUUUGUGAUAUAUUGGAAAAUGAAAACGUUGUCGAAGGAUUAUACAAUUAAUGUGUGCAUUAUUCUGCUUAUAUUUGUACACGCUAAACACGUGCAUUCUGGAAGCGAUGAUGUAAAUACAGAUAUAUCUCCAGUUACACGUGCCAGAUGUUUGGCACGUUGCUUGGACCAAUUUGGUACAGUAAGAUCUACAAAUGAUGACGAAUAUCCAACCAAAAAUUGCAAAGAUACAUCUUGUCGCCAGUGUACAGGACCGUGUGACCUUGACCCAUUUACGUUUGACAAAUGUGGUACUGAUCUUUGCGGUGGUAACCAAUACUGUCUGUCUAGCUGCUCAUUUCUUAAAGAUUUACACGCAGAGGCAUUGUCCAAACAUGAUGCGACACAAGUUAAUCACUCGACAAUACUAAAAGCACCCGAGAUAUUGUGUAAAAAUGUACCAUAUGGUGAAAAUAAGUGUCCAGAUCUUAUAGCCACGGUAUACCUGAGGAUUAAUUCUUAUCCAGUUAACACCAAGCUGUCAUCAGUGUUCGUAAUUAGUGCACGCUAUAUUAAUGAAAUGAAUGACGUCACUAAUUGGACAGCAAUCAAAACAACUGCCGAAACAAUUGUUGAAAUUCCAAAGCUGCGAUGCAGCACUGAUUAUCAGUUUAUGGUAACAACUGUGUUAUCUGACAACGUAUACGGUCAAAGCAAAUCGACGGCGUGGAGUAGAACACCGGGAUAUAACUAUAAGCCUGCUGCUCCGAUAUCUCUGAGUGUGUCCGAGCCUUUCUUAGUCAACCAAAAGCCUAGCAUAACCGUCACGUGGGACCCUGGACCAGAGGCACCCUGCUAUUACAAAAUAUUUUGGUUCGAUCAAACAGUCCUGCAAGAUGAAAUAAAGGUAAGUAAAUGAUACAUUGCAUUCACAUUUAUGGAAAGUCUUGUAUGCCUAUAGGCUCCUGCAACAUUUUCUACGUUCUUUAAGGAUUCAUU